Messenger RNA from Crotalus tigris (Tiger rattlesnake), 2306 nucleotides. RefSeq names its product acyl-CoA-binding domain-containing protein 4-like. The transcript is spliced from 12 exons. The coding region runs from base 272 to 1558 and encodes 428 amino acids. NCBI's taxonomy places the organism in Eukaryota, Metazoa, Chordata, Lepidosauria, Squamata, Viperidae. Gene Ontology annotation, molecular function: protein binding. The record is from RefSeq and is a predicted model, not a curated record.
AGUCGAGUUCUACGUUGUGUGGACUCUGCGCGAGCCGCCCCGCCAGCUGAGCAGCAAUUGUCAUCGGAAAUGCUUCCAGACUCGCUUGCCACUUCCAUUGCCAAAACAGUUUGUGAUCUUCGGGUUGGGUGAUUGGAGCCAUUAUUCGCAGAAAGCUACCAUUACUGUGGAUGUACUAAUAAAUCCAGAUAUUAAGCCACAAAGAAUUGGCAAGCUGGGAUCCGAAGCAAGAUGUUUGGUUUGGGAAGGUGACUGGAGAGUUGACAUUCUCAUGGCUUCAUUUAAGCAGGCAGAGAAUGGCAAUCCUAUUAAACUUCUGCUGACUGUCAAGGAAGAGUUUUCUGAUGGGCAGGAUAGAAAUCAGAGUUCAGCAAUGUGCCAUAAAGAAGCUGUGCCUGAGAAGAACUACUCUCCACCAAUGGAAAAGCUACUGAUGCUACCUGCUCCUACAGAGCUGCAGGCUAAGAAGAUAAAUUGUCUACCUCACCCUACUCAAUUAAAUAAAACCAGAAGGACUCUGUUUGACGUCUCGGCAACCCAUAGACAAGAUGAAUCUGAAGAUUUGGAGGUUAAAGAGUUGCAAGCAUGUCCGAGUGCUCGAUGGUGUCAUGCUAUGUGCCUGUGUGACACAGAUACAGCAGUUUUGAUUGGCGGUGAAGGAUCUAAUCAACAAUUCUGCAAAGAUGUACUCUGGAAACUGGAGAUUGAUAAUGACUUUUGGUUCCCUAUGGAUUUCCCAACACAAAAUUCCAUACCACAGUGUUCCCGAGGUCACAGUGCCACCUAUGACCCAGACACCAAACGCAUCUACAUAUUUGGGGGCAUAAAAGAGGGGAGACGCUACAAUAGCAUCUAUGUUUUGGAUACAACAUCUUGGAAAUGGCUUCAUGUUUUUGCUAAAGGGAAAGUGCCCACUCUGGCCUUUCACAGUGCAACUGUCUAUCGCAAGGAAGUAUUUGUCUUUGGAGGAGCUUUCUCUAAAAUGUUGUCCUUGGAGAGGGGCGCCUGCAGUAAUGCGCUUUUUAUUUUCAACCCUGACUAUGAGAUUUGGUACCAACCUAGUGUGGAGGGGGAGAAGCCACUGCCAAGGCUGGGUCAUUCAGCUACUUUGUUGAAGAACAAAUUAGUCAUAUUCGGAGGCCAGAGGACUUCUACAUACCUGAAUGAUACACACAUCCUUGAUCUAGGUUUUAUGGAGUAUAAAUCAGUUCCAUCUCUCUCUGGACAGCCUUCCCCUCGCAGUUUCCAUGCUGCUAUCCAAAUCUCUGAUCAAAAAAUGUUGAUAAGUGGUGGCUGUAAUGCCAGAGCAGCUUUCCAGGAUGCAUUUAUCUUCCAUUUAGAUACCUCGACUUGGAGUGCAAUUAAGCAUAGUGAUCUUUGCGCUGUGCCCCGGGCAGGCCACACAUUGCUCAAUUUAACUUGCACUAACCUGACAAACACGGAUAAGAAGAAUCAGAGCAAACACAAUAUGUGCACAGUGCUUGUCUUUGGAGGUUCAGACCAUGCUGGAAAGUUCUAUAACAAUACAAACAAAUUCCAGCUUGAUUUUCAAAACUAAAUAAGUGCCUACUAAGAGUCCACCUGAAUUCUUUUGACUCCAUGGCAAGAUCAAGACCCAGAAGAACAGAAACAACUGGACAUCAGAAUAAUAAAAAUGAAUUGAUAACUAUGUCAAAAAGCACAGGGCUGUUGAGGCUUUACCAGAGAUUGCUUUAAGGUUUGAUUUCUUAGAUCAGCGUUUCUCAAACUUUAAAAUAUGUGGGCUGGGACCAGAACUUCUGAGAGCUGAAAUUCAUACAUUAAGGUUACCAAGUCCGAGAAACUCUGUCUUAGAUCUUACUCUAGAUUUAAAGUGUGUCACAAAGAUGUCAGCCCCUGUCUUUAUUUUUAACAUGAAUAGAUGUGAGGGAGGUAGACACUUCUCAUUUUGCUGUCAUUAUCUCAGCUAUUUCUGUUUUUAACCCCUACAACUUUAUCUGUGAUGGCAGUUAAUAUCUUAGCUGAAUUCAGUAGCUCAGCAUCUUCACAUUUUAGCUUAUCAGCAGUUGAGAGGGCAAAGAAGGAGAGGGAACACCACCAAAAUAAGUAGUUUGGAGGCGGCUUAGUGCUUCUGUGGAAAGAUUGAUCAAUGAUAUUUUAAUAUUGCUGUGAAAUAUAUUGGUCCGGAUUUCCCAAUGUGUUUUACACAUUUGGUUUGUUCCUGUUCUCUCCUCCUCCUAACCCAUUUUGUUUCUUUUUUCUUCAUGCCUCAGAUAAAAGUUGUUUACAUUUUGCCAAAUCUAAUAAAGCAAGCAUAAGUAUUUCAA